Arabidopsis thaliana (thale cress) is the source of this 1261-nucleotide messenger RNA. Its product is annotated as 2-oxoglutarate (2OG) and Fe(II)-dependent oxygenase superfamily protein. NCBI's taxonomy places the organism in Eukaryota, Viridiplantae, Streptophyta, Magnoliopsida, Brassicales, Brassicaceae. The record is from RefSeq and is marked reviewed. Gene Ontology annotation, biological process: defense response to oomycetes. The coding region runs from base 34 to 1080 and encodes 348 amino acids. The transcript is spliced from 3 exons.
AUUAUCGCUCUCACUUCAGAUUUUAAACCAAUCAUGGCAGCAUCAAAACUCCUCGUAUCCGACAUCGCCUCUGUCGUUGAUCACGUCCCUUCAAACUACGUCAGACCAGUCUCUGACCGUCCAAAAAUGUCCGAGGUUCAAACUUCCGGCGACUCUAUUCCUCUAAUCGAUCUCCACGACCUCCAUGGACCUAAUCGAGCUGACAUUAUCAAUCAGUUUGCUCAUGCAUGCUCUUCUUGUGGCUUCUUCCAGAUCAAGAACCAUGGAGUACCAGAAGAAACGAUCAAAAAAAUGAUGAAUGCGGCAAGAGAGUUUUUCCGGCAAUCAGAGAGCGAAAGAGUGAAGCAUUACUCAGCAGAUACCAAAAAGACAACGAGACUCUCCACAAGUUUCAACGUUUCCAAAGAGAAAGUCUCUAACUGGAGAGACUUCCUUCGACUCCAUUGCUACCCUAUCGAAGAUUUCAUCAAUGAAUGGCCCUCAACACCGAUCUCUUUCAGAGAAGUCACAGCCGAAUACGCUACAAGCGUUAGAGCCUUGGUUCUGACACUUCUUGAGGCAAUCUCAGAGAGCUUAGGUCUUGCGAAAGACCGUGUAAGCAAUACAAUAGGCAAACAUGGUCAACACAUGGCUAUUAACUACUAUCCCCGGUGUCCUCAACCAGAGCUAACUUACGGACUUCCGGGGCAUAAAGAUGCAAACUUGAUCACUGUUCUUCUUCAAGAUGAAGUCUCUGGUUUACAGGUGUUUAAAGAUGGUAAAUGGAUCGCUGUUAAUCCUGUUCCCAACACUUUCAUAGUCAACCUUGGUGACCAAAUGCAGGUUAUAAGCAAUGAAAAAUACAAGAGUGUUCUUCACAGAGCGGUUGUGAACAGCGACAUGGAGCGGAUAUCGAUACCGACAUUCUACUGUCCUUCUGAAGAUGCUGUGAUUAGUCCAGCACAAGAGCUGAUCAAUGAGGAAGAAGACUCUCCUGCUAUUUACAGAAACUUUACAUAUGCUGAAUAUUUUGAAAAGUUUUGGGACACAGCAUUUGAUACUGAGAGCUGUAUUGACUCGUUCAAAGCAUCCACCGCCUAAGAUAGUGUACUAUCGAAUCAAUCAUCCGUCAUGACUAGGCCGGUCCUUAGUUCUUGAUUGGAACUCAAAUACCCAUUUGUGUUGCCAUUUCAAGAUCAGUAUAGUUUUCUUUAAUGAACAAAUCUGCCUGAGAAGUAAAACAAACUGUUCUUGCAACAUUUUGAAAUCAUUAUGUUUUUAU